Brettanomyces nanus is the source of this 876-nucleotide messenger RNA. RefSeq lists its product as uncharacterized. The record is from RefSeq and is a predicted model, not a curated record. Bases 1 to 876 code for a protein of 291 amino acids. NCBI's taxonomy places the organism in Eukaryota, Fungi, Ascomycota, Pichiomycetes, Pichiales, Pichiaceae. Gene Ontology annotation, biological process: L-glutamine metabolic process; oxaloacetate metabolic process. The transcript has a single exon. Gene Ontology annotation, molecular function: omega-amidase activity. Gene Ontology annotation, cellular component: mitochondrion.
AUGUCAGUUCCAAUUGCUAAAUCAAUUAAGGUCGCUCUACUUCAAUUUUAUGCAGGCUCAGAUAAAAUUGCCAAUCUUAGCAAAGCCAAAGAGUACUUUCUUAAGGCUUUGAAAAAAGAGCCUGAUUUGGACUUGCUGGUCUUGCCUGAAUGCUUCAAUUCCCCAUAUGCUGUUGAUCAGUUCCACAACUAUUGCGAGAGGAUCCCCGGGGGUGAAACUACAAAUAUGCUCUCCAAGUUUGCCAGAGAAAAUAGCAUCAAUAUCAUCGGAGGAUCAUUUCCGGAAUUGGGUGAAGAUGGGAACGUCUACAAUACCUCCUUGACUUUCAAUAAAAGUGGUGAAAUUGUAGCCAAGCAUCGCAAAGUUCAUCUUUUCGAUAUAGAUAUUCCCGGUAAAAUGACCUUCAAGGAGUCUGCAUCUCUUCAUUCUGGAAACAAAGCCACAGUUUUCGACUUGGAAGGACUAGGAAAAUUCGGUUUGGCCAUCUGCUACGAUAUCAGAUUCCCCGAAUUAGCCAUGAUAGCAUCAAGAAGGGGCGCAGGUGUUAUGUGCUAUCCUGGAGCUUUCAAUACGGUCACUGGACCUAAAUUCUGGACAAAAUUCGGUGUGGCUCGAGCCAUAGACAACCAAAACUAUGUCAUUCUUUGCUCUCCCGCAAGAAAUCCUAACGGUGGCUAUCAGGCAUAUGGACAUUCCAUGGUUGUUGAUCCAAAUGGUGAUGUUCUAAUUGAAGCAGGACACGGUGAAGAAAUUGUCUACGCUGAAUUGGACCCCCAAGUAGAGAUCGAUGCCAGGACAAGUAUCCCUUUAUCUUCCCAGAGAAGAUUUGAUAUCUACAAAGAUGUUUCCAAGGAUGCUGUGACCAGUGCGCUGUAA